UGCUUCAGAAGAUGGCGAAUUUAAUCAUUCUUACAUUGCCACUGUUUUGGGCAUUUACGUCUUCGUAUUCUCUUCCUUUCGUCGUUUUCCAUGGAGUUACACAUAAAUGCACAACCAGUGGAGUGGAUAAUUUUACCAAUCUUUUAAGCAAUUGGUCGGGUUCCCAAGGAUAUUGCAUAGAAACUGGAGAUUCCUGGCUCGUGCCAGUCACAAAACAGACUGAAAUUGCUUGUGAGCAGGUGAAAAAUAUUAGUGAGCUCAGCAAAGGCUACAAUAUAGUUGGACUUUCCCAGGGAAGUAUCAUUGGGCGUGCUGUUAUUGAGUUUUGUGAAGGAGCCCCUCAAGUGAAUAAUUUCGUAUCACUGGGUGGUCCACAUGCUGGGAUAGCUUCGUUUCCUUUUUGUAGUUCCCGAAGAAUCCGCAAUCUGGUGAACUAUGUGAUAAAAUUAGGAGUAUAUAGUAAAUAUGUGCAGAAAAACUUUGCACCGGCUGGUUAUAUAAAAAUCCCAACUGCUAUUAAUCGAUACAUGAAAGGAUGCAAGUUUCUUCCUCGACUGAAUAACGAAUACAAGGAUCAGAAGAAUGCUGUUUACAAGAAAAGAUUCGCCAGCUUGCAGAAUCUUGUGCUUAUCAUGUUUGAGGAUGAUGAGGUUUUGAUUCCAAAAGAAACCUCAUGGUUCGGGUAUUUCUCAAAUGGGUCGCGGAAAAAGGUUUUGCCUGCUCAAGAGACAACAUUGUACAAGGAAGAUUGGAUUGGUUUAAGGAGUUUAAAUGAAGACGGUAGAGUUCAAUUCAUAAAUGUAUCGGGACGGCACCUCCAGUUAUCGGAAACGAUUAUGAUGCAAUACAUUGUGCCUUAUUUGGAGAGAAGCGCAUCGAGAUAUCAACUAUCCAUAUGAAGAAAUACAUUGCCUUUCCAAAAUGGUCAUUGGAAUUGGAUUUGAUUAAACAAGCGGUUGAAUUUAAGGAAGAGAUUAUCUAUUUGUAUACAUUAUUUUUAUUUUUGAAUUUA
This is a messenger RNA of Impatiens glandulifera, 1012 nucleotides long. RefSeq names its product palmitoyl-protein thioesterase 1-like. Gene Ontology annotation, cellular component: intracellular membrane-bounded organelle. The record is from RefSeq and is a predicted model, not a curated record. The transcript has 12 exons. Lineage: Eukaryota; Viridiplantae; Streptophyta; Magnoliopsida; Ericales; Balsaminaceae. Gene Ontology annotation, molecular function: thiolester hydrolase activity. Bases 12 to 899 code for a protein of 295 amino acids.